AUGGCGAACCUCCCACUUCCAAAUGUCCAGUCUUUGGUCGACUGCACUUCUUUUCAGCAAACCGUGCUCCCCUACCUCGCGCAGCUGCAAUGGCUCCCCGCUAGCUUGCGCGAAGCGGGCUGGGAACUGGAGAACCUCAAGGCUGUUUAUCUGGCUACCAACCCCUUAGUCUCUGCGCUUGCAUUUGGCUCGGUUAUCGCAGGCCUUUGCUUCGUCUUUGCAGAGAUCAACCGAAACUUUUCCCAGAUCGACCGCUUGUGGUCUAUCUUGCCUGCGCUAUACAAUGUCCACUUCGCCGUUUGGGCGCGCUUAGCUGGAAUUCGUACACAGACUCUGGAUAGCAUCGCUAUGAUCGCGGUUCUGUGGAGUGCUCGUUUGACCUUCAACUACUGGCGCCGAGGGGGCUACUCGGUCGGAUCGGAAGAUUACCGUUGGAAGAUUGUGCGCUCUAAGGUUAACAACACAUUUCUGUUCACUAUCUUCGAUUUCACCUUCAUCGCGUGCAUUCAGUCCUUAAUUCUUCUGCUCCUCGCUGCACCUUCAUACGUCUUCGUGAUCGCAGCGAACAGCCAGGGCCCCGAGGUUUUCGAGCUGACCGACUUGGCCUUCUCUCGUGCGGCUUUCUUCUUCAUUAUUAUCGAAUUCUUCGCCGACCAGCAACAGUACAAUUUCCAAACUGCCAAGCAUGAAUAUCAGACAAAUGCGCGCAUCCCUGAGCGCUUCAAGGAGCAAUUCACACCGGAGGACUUGGAGCGCGGCUUCGUGGUUAGCGGACUCUGGUCGUGGUCUCGCCACCCCAACUUUGUUGCGGAGCAAGCUAUCUGGUUGAUCAUGUACACUUGGAGCGCAUACCGUACCGGAAACUACCUCCAGUGGACUGGUCUCGGUGUCGCAGGAUUGCUCGCAAUCUUCCAGGGUAGCACGCGCCUGACCGAGUCUAUAACUGCCGCCAAGUACCCCGAGUACAGUGAGUACCAGGCUCGCGUUGGUCGGUUCUUCCCUCGGUUCUCCGCUGAGGCCCCGAAGACCAAGAGCAAGAGCAAGAAGAAGGCUGCUCGGAUCGAUGACGCGGAGCCUGUUGUGGAGAUUGUCGAGGGAAAGAAGAACAAAUAG
Messenger RNA from Penicillium angulare, 1113 nucleotides. Its product is annotated as DUF1295 domain protein. Gene Ontology annotation, cellular component: membrane. NCBI's taxonomy places the organism in Eukaryota, Fungi, Ascomycota, Eurotiomycetes, Eurotiales, Aspergillaceae. Bases 1 to 1113 code for a protein of 370 amino acids. The record is from RefSeq and is a predicted model, not a curated record. The transcript has 2 exons.